Molecule: messenger RNA, 798 nt
Organism: Orycteropus afer afer
Lineage: Eukaryota; Metazoa; Chordata; Mammalia; Tubulidentata; Orycteropodidae
Product: cell surface glycoprotein CD200 receptor 1-like
Exons: 5
Coding region: 1-798 (265 amino acids)
Biological process (GO): regulation of neuroinflammatory response
Cellular component (GO): external side of plasma membrane
Molecular function (GO): signaling receptor activity
Source: RefSeq, a predicted model, not a curated record
AUGGAUUCAAGGAUUAGUUCAUUUGUGGAUGGAAAGCAGAUAGUGGAGAACAUUUCAACACCUCCCACAGAAGUGAAGACUUCACUGACUGUACUGGUGAAUACAAAGGCUGUGCUCUCCUGCCCUCCUGUCCCACUGACACCUGAGUUUAUAGCAACGUGGAAAAUAAUCUUCAGAGACAACACUUCCUGCACCAAAGCCUACAGGAGAGAUAAAAAUGAGACUAAGGAAACCAACUGUACUGAUGAGGCAAUAACCUGGGCCUCCAGACCUGACCAGAGUCCUGCCCUUCAGAUUGAUCCAGUGGCCAUCACUCAUGAUGGGUCUUACACAUGUGAAAUGGUAACAUCUAAUGGGCAUUUCCAUCAUGCCUAUCACGUCCAAGUGCUAGUGCCCCCCGAGGUGACCGUGUUUCUAACUGAGAAUAGAACUGUGGUGUGCAAGGCAGUAGCAGGGAAGCCGGCUGCACAGAUCUCCUGGAACCCAGAGGGGGACUGUGUCACUGAGCAAGAAAAUCAGGGCAACGGUGCAGUGUCUGUGAGGAGUGCGUGCCACUGGGAGGAUGGCAUCACGUCUGCUGUGACCUGCUCUGUCUCCCACUUGACUAGAAACGAGAGUCUGAGCAUACAACUACAUCCAGUGCAGAUGGAUGCUAAGGCUCCUGGGAAAUUUCAGUUCUUUAGUGUGGGAAGAUGUGCAUUUUGCAGGAGUGCAAUAGCUGAAUAUGGACUCCGUACAACCUUGGGAGCCUUUGAGUCCCUCGAAAUUCUUCAGACUAUUGCUCUUCCACUUUUGUGA